Messenger RNA from Xyrauchen texanus (razorback sucker), 1333 nucleotides. RefSeq names its product ankyrin repeat and SOCS box protein 5-like. Gene Ontology annotation, biological process: protein ubiquitination; positive regulation of protein catabolic process. Gene Ontology annotation, molecular function: protein binding. Lineage: Eukaryota; Metazoa; Chordata; Actinopteri; Cypriniformes; Catostomidae. The coding region runs from base 1 to 519 and encodes 172 amino acids. The transcript is spliced from 6 exons. The record is from RefSeq and is a predicted model, not a curated record.
AUGACACGGCACAUUUUCCUGAGAGAGUCUUGGGCUGUCCGCUGUCCUCUUCAUGAUGCUGCCAGCCAAGGAAGCCUGCUGGCCGUCAAGACUCUCAUUGCUCAGGGCCACAGCGUGAAUGUGCUGACAAUAGACCACAUUAGCCCUCUUCAUGAGGCUUGCCGAUGUAAGGAGUUCCUAUGUGCCUGCAAGCUGCUUCAUGGAGGUGCAAAUGUGCAGAAAGGCACACAUAUGGUGAUUCCUCUUCAUGCAGCUGUUCAAAAAUACUGUGUAAGCAUAUUGAAGCUCCUGCUGGAAUUUGGGGCAGAUAUAAAUGCACACAACCUGGAGUAUAAAUGGCCCGUUGAGAUUGCUCCUUCAGGGAGCCUCACAGAAGGAUUUCUAUUGAUUUAUGAAGCUACACCCCGCUCUCAGUGUCAGCUGUGCUGUCAGCAAAUCAGGGAGAGUUUGGGACAUUUACUCCAUCUACUAAGACAUUUGCCCCUUCCAAAAGCUAUAAAGUAUUUUUCUACUAUAUAGAUAACAGAAUGAAUCUCACUGGCAGGACAUUUGAAUUUUAGUGGUUUGAUUUUUUUUUUUUUAAUUAUAUAAGCUGCCAUUCCUUUUGUCCUUCAAUUCUGAUUGCCUUUUCUCUGUGGCCUGAUUUCACAUGAAUAUGCUUCUAAUGAUACCCUUGUGGGGACUGAGAUGGCAUGUUACAUUGUGUAUAACCUGUAACUAGACCCACAUGCAUGUAAAGACCCACAUGCAAUGGAAUUCUGUGAUCACAGCAUUCCAUGCAAUGCCUUGAUCACAAAAUUCCACAGAACAUUCCAAAUGUUUCUGAAGAAUUUGAAUGCCCAUCCUUCACAAAGUCUCAGUCCUUGUGUGUAUUAAACAUAUAUUUAGCUAAUGUAAUUAUGCCUUCAGAUUUUCCCCUAAAAUCAAUGCAGAAAAUUUGGAAAAAUCCAGCAUAUUCCAUUUGGGCCUGUCUGUUACUAAAAGUUGAAUUAUUGAAUAAACUGAUGACUGGUACCUUUACUGGUACUGGUGACUUUAGCUUCAUCUCUCAAUGGUCCCACAAUGCCAUUUAUAUUACAAAUGGCUAAUUUACAUUAAAUUAAUUAUAGUAAGAGGUCAUCCUGUUUAACGGAGCAUCCUUCAAUUUGUGAAAACAGAUAAUAGGUCAGAAACAAAUCUUUAUAAUGCACUAUAGUCCUAGUUUUCGCUUAAAAUUUCUUGUCUAAUACAACAGAUAUAUGGGAGUUUAAAAGCAAACGUUGUCGGUUACCAAUGCUAUUGUAGCAACAGACCUUAUUAACAGCAGCACCAUCUUUUUGAUGGGAAUGACAAC